UAAUGAUUCAACAUUACAAAGUAACAUUCAAAUUUCAGCUAUAGACAAUAAUUUUUAUCAAAAUUCAGUUGAGUUUAAUUUAAAUUUAGAAGAAUCUUUGCAAGCCUAUCAAGAUUAUAAGAAUAAUUUAGAAAAUUAUAGUGACUUUGAUAAUAAUUUAAAAGUAGAUAAAUUUGGAAGUGGGUUUGAAUUAGAAAAUAGUUCAGGGCAUGAAAAUGAAUUGGUAUAUAAAUUAAAAAGUGGAGAUAAAUUAAAAGAUUGUGAUGAAUCAGUAAAUAGCUUGGAACACAGAAAUAAAUUUAAUGAUAGUGAUGAAUUGAUGAAUAGUCUGGAAAGUGAAAAUGAAGUUGAGAACAAUGAUAAAUUAGAGAAUAGUUUGGAACGCAAAAAUGAAUUUGAGAACAAUAAGAAUAGUUUAGAGUGUGGAAAUGAAUUUGAAGACAAUAAUGAAUCAGAGAAUAGUUUAAUGAGUAGAAGCAAAUUUGAGAACUAUAAUGAAUUAGGAAAUAGUUUAGAGGGUAGUGAUGAGUAUAUGAGCAGGCUUGAGUAUGAAAAUUCUAAUAAUGAGUCAGAAAAUGAUAGUAAUAAGUCAACUAUUACAAAUACAAGUAAUAUGGAUAUUGAAA
This is a messenger RNA of Cetraspora pellucida, 626 nucleotides long. The record is from the annotation of a GenBank genome assembly. Lineage: Eukaryota; Fungi; Glomeromycota; Glomeromycetes; Diversisporales; Gigasporaceae.